GGCAAAAUCGAGCAAAACAUUCAAUUUAAACGCUUAAAAUCAAUGCAAGUGCUGCAGUUUUUGCUUAAAAUAUAAUAUACAGAGUGGAUAUCAUUGUUUGCUAUUGGAAAAUACAGGAUAUAGAACGCUGAUCAAACGCCGUAGAACGUUUGCACAAAAUGAAACAACGCUCUGCAACAAGUAGCAACAACAACUCGUUUGCCAGCAGCAGCAACAACAACAGCAGCGUCGUUAACAUUAACAUCAACAAUAACAGCAAUUACGCUCAACAACAACAACUCAAGCUGGAAUCAACAACAGUAACAACUGCAACAACAUCAACUCAACAACAACAGCUAACAAAAUCAACGCAAAUAGUCACCGAAUGGGAAGACGGCAUUAUCUUUGAUGUAGAUGAUCCAGACUUUUGCCCCGGCCCGACGACAACGACAGCAGUCGUAAUCGACAAGCUAACUGUGGCCACAGCAACAAAUAGCUGUGCUGCAGCACUACGCAAUUUGAAUUUUAUAGCAGUACCAACAACAGCCACAACUAUGUCGAGUGCCAGCGUUCGUGCUCCCCAAAUUGCCGACAUUUGCAGUCCACUCGCUCAUCACAGCUUGGGUUUGUCUGCCUCGUUGCCCGAUUUGGUCGGCAGCCCGCUGGAGAUUAAUAUGGACAACGUGCUGACCAUUGAGGAGUUGCGCCAACACAUUGGCUCCUGCUUUACGUGUGGCGUCUCCUGGACCGAUGAUCAUGUCUCCCUCGAUUGCAGCGAAUGUGGUGGCUACAGCCUCGAGCGUCCCUGCCCCCUCUGCGAUGGACAGUGCGGUGUGCAAUGGAAACGCGACUUUGCCAUGUCGCAUGCCUGCAGCAAAGCACGCUGGGUUGGUGUCUGCCUCAGUUUCCCGGAAGCAAUGGCCGCUGCAGUGCAACAACUGCCUGUGGCUGGCAAUGGACCGGCGACUUCAUGUGCCGCUGCUGCGGCGCAUCAACUGCGUCUGGCGCAGGAGUUGUGCUCACGCCUGGAGCAGCUGUCGACGACGUCGGCAACGGCGACGAAUAAAAUUACACGCCUUUGAAGCGUCGCCGUGACGGCGAAAUGUUUUUACAGUACAGUGUUCCUUUAAUUAUCCUUUUGGCGCCACACUGCGUAACAGCAUAACAUCAUCAGCCAUAAGCCACCAAGCCACCAAGCCACAUGCCACAUGGCGCAAGUCCACAUUAUUAUUUUAUUGCUGCAUUAAAACUGCUCGCUGCCCCGCAACGAGUGGGAAUCUCUCACUUCAUGUUUAAAUUUAGUGCUUAAUUUCUAAGCUCUUUUUAGUUCUUAACUCUUAGUGUGUUUAUUCGCCUUUUUAUUUGUUUUGUACAUUUUUUUUUUGUUUGUUUAAUUAUUGUUUGUACCGGCGUUCAAGUUUUUUACGAUAAGUUCUGCAAUGUGUUGAAUUAGCGUUAAGCAGUUAAUUAAUUAUUUGUUUGCACUGUAAUAAUCACACACAACACAACACGAAGCAGUAGACAGAAUACGAGGAAUCAGAGAAGACUACAUUUAGCUUAAACUUAACCAAAAGAAAGUUUAAGCACAGCGCAGUGAUAACGGUGAUAUUAGCCACAAAUGUAAAACAAAACAAGUUUGUAAACAAAUAGUGAAUUUAAUAUUGUAGCUAAAGGAAAAAGAGACAAGCAAAAAACAGAGUCCAACGAUCUAACAAUAAUUGUUGUUAACAUUUAGUUAUUGUUGCCAAAAAAAUGUUGUGCACAAAUCAAAAAACAAAACUUAGAAUUUAUGUAACAAUUGUUGGUGCACAUCCAGUUGGAAAAAAAAACAGAAAAACUAUAAAGAAAAUUUGAAUCUUCCAUUAAAAUGCAGAAUGCUCAACACGAUUGUAAGAAAAA
Messenger RNA from Drosophila sulfurigaster albostrigata, 1878 nucleotides. It is a transcript of the gene Pino, whose product is annotated as protein pinocchio. NCBI's taxonomy places the organism in Eukaryota, Metazoa, Arthropoda, Insecta, Diptera, Drosophilidae. Bases 159 to 1061 code for a protein of 300 amino acids. The record is from RefSeq and is a predicted model, not a curated record. The transcript is spliced from 5 exons.